CAGCUGGCAGUUUUAAGUACCAUUGUUCGUAUACGAGUGGGUGUGUGAUUUUUCUAUUUAUAUUAUAGUCCAAAUUAUUGCCAUUAACUUUGGAAGAACGCAAGACUUAGGAUUUUAAAGCAUUGCUGCUCUAUAUAAAAAUUGCAUUAAUUUUACGGUUGAUUAGUAGUGUACAAUAAUUGUGAGAUUACAUUUCAUAUCAUUGAAUACGAAAAAAAAAAAUAAUAAAUUGUUUUUUCUUUUUUAUGCUUAUAUUAAUAAAUAAUAAAAAUUGUGAAAAGUGAAUUAAUACGCGAGUAUUUGUGCAUAUUUUAACGAGAUAAAUAAUAAAAAAAUAUAAUAAAACACAAUAAAUAAUAAUGUGUAAUAUAAUUUUAAUUAAAAAUACUUAUUUGUUGUCACUAAAGUAAAACCAAAAAUAAAAUAAAAAAAAAUAGAAAAUAAAACCACAACAUGAUAAACACAAGCAUUUCAAAUUUACUCAUCAUAUACGUAAUCCUUAUGAUGUGUGGAUGGUUUGUGUUGCCCAUAUGUGCCCUACAGCCCUUCAACAGAGCUAAAUCAUCAUUGUCUGAUAAAAUUCAGAAGGCAACAAUAAAAGAAUUUGUGCUCGAUAAUAGUUCAAAUAUUUUAAGAAAUUCAUUAAACAGGGAUAAAAAUGUCACCUUAACAAGUCAUCCAUUGCCAUAUUACACAGCAGCAAGAGCAUUUGACACACCUUCUUGGCAAUUAACGCAAACUGAAUUGAAGAAACAUGAAAGUGCUGACGAAGACGGCAUUCGUCGUUUUGUUCUUGAGGAGAAUAUUAAAAUUCAUAAUGAUUUUCAUUAUGGAAUUAAUAAAAGCAAUCAAGAAAAUAAUUUCUACAACAUCCCAAAACAACCAACACCGUUAUUGUCUGACAUAAAACUUGUCAAAUCAUCAACCAUGUCUUCGUCCUCGACCUCAUCGUCGUCAUCGAGAGCAACAGCAUCAGCUACAGAAUCAACAAACUCCACAUCAUCAGCAUCGUCUUCGUCAUAUUUUGAACGUGUUGAAUUGCAUGAAUCUCUGACGCGUACAAAAAAUGAAAAAUUACUACUUCAUCGAAAUAAACGCUAUUUAUUAUUUCCCGAAGGCAGUUCAUUCCAGUUAGUUUUUGAUCUCAUCAUACCGAUUGUGGAUUACACUAACUUCGCCAUUAUGGGCAUAACAUGUGCAGUAGCCUGGGAAUUACCAAGCAAACCGCCUAGUGAGAUAAUUGAGAAUUUCCGCACAAAACUUAACGAUGGUACAUUUGGUCUCAGCAGACGCAACGAUUCUACACAGCAACAACUCAAGUACAUUGAUAGCCAGAGAAUGGAACAGGAGGCCGUAGUAGACAAUAAAAGGUGGGAAGAAGGCAUUGCAGUAGGCACUGCAGGCAUAUACAACCAACACUAUCCACAGUAUCAGCAGCAUCACCAACUGUCAGCAACAGUUGCAACCACAUCCGGACAUGAACAAUUUUUAACGAACGCACCAAAGCCACCUCUUCCACUACCACCACCACCAUCAUCAUCUUCAAGUAAUUUAUAUUACAACAACUACCGCCAGCGAGAGAAAUUCCAACAACCACCAACAUCAACAACAUUUUUCUACAGCCAGCAUCCACAGCAGCAACAACAGUGGCACAACUACAAUUUCGAAGCGUUUGAUUCGAAUCAAAGAAAAACUUUUUACGCCAACGACAAUAGAGAACGGCCAAUCUACCGAAAUGAUUUUGCAAGCCAGCCAAACAAAAACAACUACUACCAGGCUCAUCACCCAACCAACCAAUGGAAUGCUGAAAAUUGGCAACCAAAGAAGCAGCAGCAGCAGACGAAAUUUCCAUACCAUGAUGCUGAUGCGGGCGAUUACUGGAAUAAAGACAACUGGUGGGAGCGCAACAAAAACCGCAUCGAAAAACAUUGGCAGGAAAACCAACAGAAAUGGUCGCAGUAUCAAGAAAAUCCUCAUAAUUACCAAACACCCAUGUAUAGCAAACGCACAGGCAGAAAUCGUAAAAUUUUAAAUAAACCACCAAAGCAUCGUAUCUACCCGAUAUUUGGUAAACGUAGACGACGUCGCAGUACUGCUGACCAUCGAGCACAUUUGCAAAAUGAUAAUUUAGCAAAAAUACUGCAAGACAUUCACACCAGAGAACAUUUACAAACACGACAAAAACUCUAUGGAAAAAUUGAAAAACUUUACAAAACACGUGGUCAGAAUGGAACCGCUUGUGUUUUGAGGGCUCUCUGUGAAACGGAAAAAAUGCAUGCAUAUGCUCAUUACAACCAACGACCUCAAAGUUUUGUUAUGGAACUUUUGCGUUCUAUAUUUGCAUUGCCCAAAGAUACACUGACCAAUUCAAAGGAUUCAUCAUUGCAUCUACAUUCCCGUUACACGGAUGCGGUCUUACGUGCCCAUGAUGUCACACAAAGUUGUAGUGAGCAAUAUUACGAUUGUGAAUACAGCAUCACCUAUGACACAUAACUAUGUACAAACAUACUCGCCUUUAUCCUCAGACCGAAAAUUGAAAAAUGCAAUGUUAUUUAAGAAUAUCAGUAUAUGUACAAUAUGUAUAAAUAAAUGUGU
Molecule: messenger RNA, 2595 nt
Organism: Lucilia sericata (common green bottle fly)
Lineage: Eukaryota; Metazoa; Arthropoda; Insecta; Diptera; Calliphoridae
Exons: 4
Coding region: 454-2493 (679 amino acids)
Source: RefSeq, a predicted model, not a curated record